AUGGUAGCGGCUUCGCCUCAAAUAAAUGUUCAUCUCACAGAUUUGACAGUUGGUGAUGAAACUGAUACUACGACAAAUCACGAUUGUCUGGUUAUUGCUGCUUCAAUUGAGAAAAAAAAUGAUCUUCGUCAGAUCAUUUCUUAUUGUUUGAGUGAAUGGCCAUCGAAAUGGAACAUACAGAAUGAUACUCGUCAUCAGAUUUUUUCUUUUGCGGACCUUAACAAACAAAAUAUUACAAGUCAACAGUUAUAUCUCUGGUCGGCACCGAUUGAUAUUAUAGAAAACUAUCAAUUGUAUUUGAAUCAAUUAUCAAUUUCAAAUGAAACAUUACUGGGUGCACAACUCUUCUACAAUUGUUCAUUGCCAUCGUUUGGUCCAUUGUGCCAAUAUUCAUUUGAUUAUUAUGAAUCUCAUUAUAGAUCGCUGGCUGAAGUAAUUCAUAAUUUCUAUAAGCACAACGCGUAUAAACCUACUACAUUGACAUGUUACACUCAUUUGAACUGCAAUCGAGGUCCAGCUCCAGCCUGCCUUGAUUGGACUGAAAUCUGUGAUGGAAAAGUGGAUUGUCUUGAUGGUGGAUUAGAUGAGCAAAAUUGUUGGCAACUGGAAGUCAAUGAUUGUGAAGAUAACGAACAUAGAUGUACCAAUGGGCAAUGUAUUCCAUAUACAUUCUUUCUUGAUGAAGAGGCAAUGCCUGAUUGCCUUGAUGGAACCGAUGAAAUUAGAUAUUUGUAUAGUGAACUUUAUCGGUGUAGUGACAAAGAGCCAACAUUUGCUUGCGAAGAUGUUACGUGUACCAUCUGUGAUGGUUUCACUGAACUUUUACCUGUGAAUAUCGAUGGUCUGAAUGAAACAGAUGAAACAGAAUGUGAACAAUGGUUAUGUAAUAAUACUUACACACAUUGUGAUGGUAUCUGGAAUUGUCUUGAUGGAGCUGAUGAAGUCGAUUGUGAUCAAUCACUCAUAAUACAAUGUCCCUUACACAAUCACUUGUGUGUUUCGCCUGAAAUAAACCAAUUGAUAUGUCUUCCUCUUCAAAAAGCAAACGAUGCCAAUAUCGACUAUGUUGGUGCGAGUGAUGAACCAAAAUUAUGCCGAUCAUAUGAUUUUUCACAUUCUAGCAUUUCUUUUCAUUGUAAAAACGAUGCUUAUCUACUUUGCUUAUGGUUUGGUAGAUUGUGUGACGCAACAAACGACUGUCAACAUGAAGAUGAUGAACAGUUUUGUAACAUUACAUAUUCCGAAGGUUUUGACAGAAUAUGCACCAUUGAGUUCGCAUCGGCACGUUCCGAUUUGGAAGAAUUUGCUUGCAAACGCUUCAAUGCAAGAAAAAAGCAAAUAAUAAUGGAUUUUUCACUUGACAGACUUCCUAACUCAAUCAGUCAUGAUAGUAAACAAGAUGCCACAAUAUCUUUAUCAAAUUCGUUAACAAAUCCACGAAUUCAUCAUCUUGAUAAUUAUUGUCAUCGUGGUCUUAUUCUUCGAGUAUUCUUAGAUCGUAAAAAGAACUUAACUACUAUGACUUGUCUCUGUCCACCUAGCUUCUAUGGAGAUAAAUGUCAAUACCAAAAUCAACGAGUGAGUCUUACUAUGCGACUGCAAGCUUUGUCUGAUGCUUGGAAAAUACCUUUUGCCAUACUGGUAUCACUUAUUGACGACAGUGACGAGCGAAUCAUUCAUUCUUAUCAACAAUUCACUUAUCUACCUAUGCGGGACUGUCAAAUAAAAUUUAAUGCCUAUCUG
Molecule: messenger RNA, 1743 nt
Organism: Rotaria sp. Silwood2
Lineage: Eukaryota; Metazoa; Rotifera; Eurotatoria; Philodinida; Philodinidae
Source: the annotation of a GenBank genome assembly